Molecule: messenger RNA, 1904 nt
Organism: Fopius arisanus
Lineage: Eukaryota; Metazoa; Arthropoda; Insecta; Hymenoptera; Braconidae
Product: acyl-CoA desaturase
Exons: 5
Coding region: 251-1213 (320 amino acids)
Biological process (GO): unsaturated fatty acid biosynthetic process
Cellular component (GO): endoplasmic reticulum membrane
Molecular function (GO): iron ion binding; stearoyl-CoA 9-desaturase activity
Source: RefSeq, a predicted model, not a curated record
AACAUUAAUUAUCGGUGAUCGGAAUAAAAAGAGGAAAUGACAGGGACAAAGUCGUUCGAGUGAGGUAUAAUGAAAUUCGACGGUGAGGGGUCGUCAUUUGGGGUCAAUCAGAAUUCAAAAAAUAAUGCCCAGUAACUUCAACAGUCUUUAGAAGACCGUUGACUCGAGUGCAGGCUCAACUCGUUGAGGAAAAAUAACAUUCGGUGAUCAUAGUGAAUUGUAGAGUGUGUGAAAUAUUUAUUUAAAAAAUAUGGAGAAGGAAUUGUCGGGUAAACGUGAGGCCCAGUGGAUCUACGUUUUAUGGUACAUUCAUUUGUAUAUAUUGGGAUCCUAUGGAAUUUAUAAAUUGGCUGAUGCCGCGUGGACGACAUUUUUUUUCGCUGUCUUCAUAAUAUUAAUGGGCGCACUGGGAAUAACAGUUGGUGCUCAUCGACACUGGGCCCACCAGUCCUUCGAGGCCCAUUGGUUUAUUAAAGUCUGUUUCAUGAUUUCGCAUACUCUAGUGGGUGUCGGACCGAUCUACGACUGGGUACUUGCUCACAGGAUUCAUCACAAAUUUUAUGGAACCGAUAAAGAUCCUUAUAAUCAUAAUAAGGGAUUCUUGUACAGUCAUCUGGUGACAAAUUUAAUGAGCAAUCCUGAUGAUUAUGAGCAGACAGCCAAGCAGAUUGAUAUGAGGGACAUUGAAUCGGAUGGAAUCGUUUGGUUUCAGAGAAAAUUUUACUGGCCCCUUUUCCUCAUCGUUGGGCUUUUGCUACCGAUAAAUGCACCUGCUGAGUACUGGGGUGAAUCGAUAAUAAAUUCAGUAUUUAUCCUUGGAUUUCUACGGCUGACUGUUCUCAUGAAUAUCUCGUUUCUCGUCAACAGUGCGAUGCACAUCUGGGGACUUAAUCUAACAGACAAAUUUCCGCCAGACGACAAUUUGGUAUUUUUAAUCAAUAGAUCGUUCUGGUUGAAUUAUCACUAUCUUCUACCCUGGGACUGGAAAACUGAUGAAUUCGGUGGUUAUGACACGGGUGUAUCCGGUUUUACUAUCAAGUGUCUCAAUGAAUUGGGACUUAUCAACAAUCUUAAGACCACGUCGAGUCAAUUGAUAAGGGAGGCUCUCUAUAAAUCAGCGACUAGUAAAAAAACAACUUGCGAUGUUCUUGAUGAUCUGAAGAAAGCCGUUGAAUACGAAACUGCCAGGAUUAAUCUUCAUUAUCAUCAUUAGUCGAUGAUUUGAUCAUGCUGAAUAGUAAUUUAUCAUUUAGGAUUAUUUUCGUUAAAGUGUAUUUAUUCUACCACUGUAACAUCAUCGCGAUCAUUUCAAUGAAAACGUCCAUAACAAAUGUAGAAAAAUUGUUGAGAGAUAAUACAUUGUCAUUUGACAUCAGAAUUAAUUGGCGUUCGUUGGAUUUUUAUGAUUCCUGCUCAUUAAUUUAUUCGGUAGCAAUGAUUUUUUAUCAUCGAUUUAUCUCGGAAAUAGUAGAUUCGGAGGGAAAAUAGAUAGAGGAUUUUAAAUUUCCGAUAAAUAUUAAUGAUUUAUGCGUUUUUUUUAAUGAUUUUCGUGCUGAGUUAAAGGGAUUGAAGAGACAAUUACUCGUUGGUGAGUCGUUUCAUUAAAAAUAUCGUUUUAUUGAUUAUUUAUUAAACUUAGAUCACUUCGUGAUUAAUAUUCGAAUAUUCAAUUACAGAAUUACAAGAUAUCAUUAUACCCGAAUUUAAUUAAUAUUGUACUAUCAUUAACCCAUUAGUCUAAGUAAACGACUCUCCUGUACGAAGUAUCGAGCGAUGUCGCGACCAGCACGAAAGUCGCAAUUAAUCACAAUCUCGUGUUAUUCUCCUGUCAUGUUAUACUUUCAAGUUAAAUUCAUUCAGUCGAAAAUUAUUGUGGACCCCUAUUACUCUGGACGGUGAUGUAA